Molecule: messenger RNA, 4296 nt
Organism: Cygnus atratus (black swan)
Lineage: Eukaryota; Metazoa; Chordata; Aves; Anseriformes; Anatidae
Gene: ARL2BP
Product: ADP ribosylation factor like GTPase 2 binding protein
Exons: 7
Coding region: 1070-1768 (232 amino acids)
Biological process (GO): positive regulation of tyrosine phosphorylation of STAT protein; maintenance of protein location in nucleus
Cellular component (GO): mitochondrial intermembrane space
Source: RefSeq, a predicted model, not a curated record
GUGAAGUAGCACAAAAGUCAGUGGAAUUAUACUUAUUUUGCACCAACUGAGGCUAUGACUCUCUUACAAGGCUUGUACAGGUUGCUUUUUUUGAAAAUGAUUUGGAUAUAUAGUAGAACUCUACUCCUUCACACACAGUUUACACCAGAACCAUCCCCCUUCUUGGCAGUGAUUCAGUAGCAGAGAUUAUGGUAAUGAAUUCUCAUGCUGUGAUGUAUUUUAUUUUUAAAAUCUUUUAUAAUCUUUACUGUCAAGUAUUAACAAAGCAAAACUGGGGCCUACUCUUCAUGCUGAGUACAGUUGCUUCCUCCUGACCUAAAUAGGAACUGAGAGCACCGCAUGCCCUGCAGCUCCCCCAGUCAAGCUGUGUAGCAGCUCCUUUAAAAUUCUACCCUUGUUACCUUCAGGGUGCUGAAUUUCCUCCAGAGGAAGGAGAGGGAGAAGUCUCCCGUGAGCCUCAACUGUGUUAAUUCAGAAAGUUAUAGGCAUCCUUUUCUUAUUUUUUUUCCAAAUACAGGCUAAUCGUUGGUUCUUUUUAUUAUUCAGUCUUUUUGCUAAAAUGUGAAUUCUUUCCCCCUCUGGAAGCCUCUUUUGAUUAAAGUCAGAAGGGCAAACCCAUGCCUGGGGGGUCUUCCUUUCCUCACUGACUAUUUGAUCGUGUUUUGGUGUUCUCUACUUUUCCAGCUGGAGAACUCCACUGUGGAGUUCUCCAGCUCACUUUUUCCUGCUCAGCCUCAAUAAGCAAACUUGUAAAGACAGUCACUGCCAAAAGAAUCUUUGAAUUUCAGAACCCUUUGAAAUGAAGUUUUAAAUGCUUCCACAUGCAACGCUAGGCACAAAGCUACAACCCCUUUUGAACUCUGCCUUAAUGGGUGCCAGUAACUUCAGGGCUUUGGUUUCCCUGGUGAGGACUAACAGUAACAUAUUCAGAAGUGCUUAGGACUCCUGAUUAGUAUCAGGUGCUCUCUAUGGCCCGGGUCCAUAAAGGCUUCUAGGUGCCCUAUUGAAAGGAAAGGGACCUUUGUGGACGUAGGGCUAAGUGCCUGCAUGCCUUCUUGAAAAGAUGUGAAUGCUAUGGAAAACUUUGCCCUGGACCAUCCUCCAUGCGGCUGGCACUGGGCAGAGGAAGUCAACGGCACCGCAGGAAGGAGCUCUGUUGCAGAGAACUGUCCUAUUCAUUUCAUGCACAAGAAGCCCGCAGCAUUUGGAGUGCUUCCUCCAAAAAGAAGGAGCGACCACUGACAGCGGCAGUGCAACGGAUUGUCUCUCCUCCGGUCUGGUAGGUUAUGCGGUAACGAUGGAGGCUUCAGAUGAGGAAAACUUUGGUGUAGCCAUCUCCUCCCCUUCUGAUGCAGAGUUUGAUGCAGUUGUUGGGUAUCUGGAGGAUAUUAUAAUGGAUGAUGAUUUCCAGUUAAUACAGAGGACUUUUAUGGAGAAGCACUACCAGGAGUUUGAUGACUCAGAAGAAAACAAGCUCAUCUAUACUGCUAUUUUUAAUGAAUAUAUCUCACUAGUAGAGAAAUACAUUGAAGAAAAACUACUUGAUCGGAUUCCUGGUUUUAAUAUGACAGCUUUCACAAUGUCAUUGCAACAGCACAAAGACGAAAUGGCAGGUGAUAUAUUUGACAUGCUUCUCACAUUUACUGACUUCCUGGCUUUCAAAGAAAUGUUCUUGGAUUACAGAGCUGAAAAAGAAGGUCGAAGUCUGGAUUUAAGCAGUGGAUUAGUGGUGACAUCAUUAAACAAAUCAUCAAUAUCCUCCUCCUAGAACAGUUCAUGCACUACUUUCCUUUUCCAGAUGAGUGCUACUGCUUUCAUUUGGACAUUAAAACACUAAAGGUCACAAGAAUCAAGGUGCUUUUACAUGAUGAAAACUUUCACCCUCCAGUCUAUGCUGUCAGAUACCUGAUCCUAGAAACACGUUGGUAUUCAAUAACCACAGAAGAAGGAAAUUUCAACCCUACCACUGUAAUUGUUUUUAAUAAAUACAUAGUAUUUGUGCACCAUUCUAAUUGUUGCACACAGUGAGAAGCUCAGCACGCUGAGGGCAAUAGAUAGGGCUGUACGUGUGUUUUAUGGGUUGACAUCUUAACCAUCUCCCCAGAAGGCAGAACUUCUCAGAAUCAAGAAGGUAGUGUAAAAAGUGUGUCUGUCCAGCUCUUGGAAGGACAGAUGCAAAUACAUAAUGCUGAGUUUCUCCUUGUCAAUGCCUUUUUUCUUUUUUUUUUUUUUUUUAACUUUAUAUGAUCUUGCGUGCUACGGCUUUCUAGUGGAGGAAUAUAUUUUAGUAUGUAGAUGUUCCAGCAUGAGACUGCCUCCCUGCUCUGUGAGAAUUGAUAUGCUAGUGUGCAAAUCUGUCUGCUCUUUGGCUAAAGUAAGUCUCAUCCUUAACGUGUGAAGUUCUCUGUUUCACUUUUGUUCAGGCCCCAGCUAUUCUACACUGAAAAAAUAACCGUGAAAAAUCCAAAUCUGGCCUAUGUCUGUAGUUUCUUACUUUCCGUUUGGCAGUGGCAGAGCUGUGUUCGUUCUAGUACUGUAGGCAUGAUGGUAGAUCAGGCACAGCCAUGUUUACCAUCAUGUCAUUUACUGCUCUAAAUAGCAUGCUGAUGCAAAUGCAUGUUUUUGCUCUCGAACUGUUGGCAACAUUAACAAAGCAACACAUUUUUCGACAUGAGUUGAAAAAUAGAUGAGUUGCUUGCUAGUGGAGCUGCAGCCAUAAGCCUGUCACAAAAUCCCAGCUGCAUCUCUGAUGGCGCUCGGAGUUAAAAUGUAUUUGAAGCUACAAUGAGCCGCUGUUCUUAUGCUGUUCAGACACAUUAAGCAGCAGAUUAAUGACAUGCUCAGGCAAAGCAAGUACAUCUUUAAAAGUGUAAGAGUAGACAGAAACACAGAGUGCGUGAUUGAUGCCGCAGGGGAGAUGGGCCGCAGUGGUGGUGAAGGUGCUGGUCAGCGGCUGUUGCCUGAUGAGAACCUAGAUGGAGCUGAACUGUGGCCAGGCCAUUACCAGUUUUUGUUUGUGGACAGGAAAUGUCUACCAGGACAAACGAGAUGAAAUGCUGUUCCUGUUGACCUCUGCCAGUCAUUUCAACGGUACUAGGCUUUUAUUCUUGAACUGAAAUAGUUCUUUUGAAUACCAGUGAGGAAUCCUUGCCACACAGGCGUUUUCCAUGAGCACAGAAAUCAGUGCUCUGAUGUGCACAGGCAAAGGCAGUGUGCACAAGAAGAGGCAGUGCUCUGAGGCGCUUAUUCCCAGUGAAGGAAAAAAAAAAAAAAAAAAGAAAACAUUGGGUUGUGUUUUGAAUACAAACUAGAUGCAGCUUCCUUCCCAUUUGAAUCCUGAGGUUAAAAUUGCAGAGUUUAAGACGGAUCUAGUUGGCUUUCUGCUGUUAGUGUAUGGACUGGAGCUCUUAAGUUAACUUCUUGCCUGUGACUUUUUAAUGACAGCAGCAGAUUUGAUCAUCUUUUAAAAGAAUUCUUUUGAAAUAUUUUAAUUGUUAAUUGUUGAGCUAAAAUAAUUGUUUGCAACUAAAACUAAAAAUGUUCCUGACAUUUUUUUACUGGAAAGAUAUUUUUUCUUCUUUUUCUGUUACAAUUGCUCUAGAUGAUUAUGUAAAAUAACAGCAGUCUGAAUGAAUACCUCAGACAGUUCCUUACUGGAGGGAGUUUGUUGUAUUUUAAGCAAGCUCUCUUGUAAUUGCUAUGGUUGAAUUCAUAUAUUGAUGGGGACUUGUGUCUCAGUGUUAACUGUAUACCAAAGUCACUAUUCACCAUUUCACAGAAGUGUGGUGCUUCAUUUCUUGCUGCUGAUAGAUCUGUACUAUUCUGCUUUCUUAACUCACUAAUUCACAAUUUAGCAUUUUCAGAUUAAUUUAUUUUGUAAAAUAACAUAAGUAGCAUGUUAAAAUAGCUUUAACAGCUUAGUUGUGAGGUGGGGGUGUAGUUAAGCUCUCUGUAUUAUGAAGGUUUUUCACAGCCAAAUACAGCCAUUCAUGCUGUUUGUAGGUAUUCAGGUGUAUCAAUAACAUCUCAUAAUGAAGUUUGUUGUUGUUGCUCCUUUUUCAUUUCAAUUUUAGAACACAGUCUUCACCACAAAAGUUUGCAACAAAACUCCCCCAGUUUGAGUGGAGCCAUUCAGACAGAAUCCUUUCUGCUUCUAUACUGCUCUUCUAUAUGUGAAGAAUAUAUUCUAUAUUUCUCAUCUCUCUGUGACACUUCCAUGACUAGUCUCUGGCUCGAUGUGUUUUCCGUCACGCAGAGGGUCUUUUUUAAGAGAUUAAAUUUCUAUAUAUGAUGGAC